Triticum aestivum (bread wheat) is the source of this 796-nucleotide messenger RNA. RefSeq lists its product as uncharacterized. Bases 62 to 439 code for a protein of 125 amino acids. The transcript has 2 exons. Lineage: Eukaryota; Viridiplantae; Streptophyta; Magnoliopsida; Poales; Poaceae. The record is from RefSeq and is a predicted model, not a curated record.
UUGAGUCGUCGUACACGCCGUGCAAUUCUUAAUCAGGAGAAGAAAAGGAGAGCAUCCAGCCAUGGCAGAGGAGAGGAGCCCCCUGCACCUGCCUCGCCACAAGGAGGAGGACAAGGAGGGGGAGGAGAAGCAGCAUGGCCACGACCACGGUCACAACCACAGCCACGGCCACGGCCACGACCAGCGGGAGCACGCCGGCGGGAGGGGGGUGGACAUGGACCUGCCGGCGACGUACGUCAACAUGGGCUCCAUCGCCACCGCGGGCGUUCUCGACUGGAGGUACCAGAAGGCGACAGGGGAGAAGAGGCCGGACAAGGUGAUCGGAUUGAUCAGCGCGGAGCAGGCCAAGGAGGCCGAGCGCAGGGAGGCGGAGGAGCGCAAGGCGGAGGAGGAGGGCGGGGCCGCCUGGGCCAAGAACAAGCACGUCUACCAGUUCUGAUCGAUCGCCGCCGGGCGCCGCGCCCGGCCGUGCAUCUCGCGGCAGAUGGUGUUCUGGAUGACAAAAGUUCGCGAGAUGAUGGUUUCUUCUACCGUGCAGACUAUAUAGCGUGCAUGUAUCCACCGCUCAUCGUUACUUGGAGAUUGGUGCUACGUUUUCUGGUUUUGUCAAAAGCUUGUCUUGUUUCAGAGUGCUGCAUGUUGUUUCGUCGAUGUCUUUUUUUCCUAAAAUGUAUCGUAAUGUGUUGUUGUGUGCCAGUAAAAUAAGAGGGUAUACUUGUCAGAUUUGUAUGUAAUUUUUCAGACGGUAUGUGCUCUUGGAAGGUGAAAAUAAGAUGCCAUCUCGCAAAUUUCUAUA